UGCCCCAGAUAAACGACUCAGACGAAAACAAAGUGAGGUUCGAGGAAAGAUGUGGCAUGGUCGCUUCAGUGGCAUGAAAUAUGCACCUCCCCUCCUUUGGGAACUGUGUUGACAGAGCCGUGGAAGAAGUUUUCGUGGGUCUCCUCAACUUGAAGAUGUUUGGCAGCGGCACCAAAAAGUGGUUUGUAAAGAAGCAGAAGAGGCAGCACCAGAGGUCUGGCAGGAGGCCAGGCACCAGGAAGAAGAAAAGAUGGGCGGCUAAGAUCCUCAAACAGCACCGACAACAUAUCCUGAGUGAGCUGGACGUCAGCACAGUACUUCCCUACCUGGUGUAUGACAAAGUUUUCUCACUGGGGGAGUACAAGGAAAUACUGGCACAGGAGUCCAGCAAGAAAAGGACAGAGAUAUUCUUGGACCAUCUGUCCUCAAAGGGGCCUGGUGCAUUCUGCUCAUUCUGCUCUGUUUUGGAGGAAGUGUGUCCCCACCUGCUGACCUCCUUUCUGCUGGAUGAAAAAGAUGGGGCCCCAGAACAGUGCAGGAGAGGGGGCUACCCUGUGGCGUCCAACAGUCCAGGAGAGCAACCUUUGUGCUCCCCUCCCAUGUACACCCCCCCUGAGUUUAACUCCAGGAUACACCCCAGCCCGACUGCUGGCUCCAUCACAGCAGCCUCCUCAGUGAGCACCAUUCAGGGCAAACCAUCACUCCGCCGCAUCAAGGGCCGCAUUCACAGGAGCAAGAGCCUGGACAGCAUUGAUCUCCUUGACUCCAAUAGUGCCGCAAUGGAGGAGACUGUCAUUUGGGAACAGCACACAGUAACACUACACAGGGCGCCAGGGUUUGGCUUCGGGAUAGCCAUAUCAGGAGGUCGGGAUAACCCUCAUUUUCAGAGUGGUGAGACCUCCAUUGUCAUCUCAGAUGUGCUGAAAGGAGGCCCAGCAGAAGGCCUACUGCAGGAAAAUGACAGAGUUGUAAUGGUUAAUGCUGUCUCCAUGGACAAUGUGGAGCACGCGUAUGCAGUUCAGCAACUUCGUAAAAGCGGGAAAAUUGCCAAAAUUACAAUCAGGCGUAAGCGGAAGGUGCAUGUCCCCAUGGGCCGCCUAGGGGAGAGGGAAACUAUGUCAGAGCAUGACGAGGAGGAGGACAGCUAUGAUGAAGAGAUAUACGAGACGCGGAGCGGACGUAGCGGCGCUUACAGUGGAGUGGGCGGGGCCAUGGGCAGGCGCAGCGGGCGAAGCAGCGGGCGAAGGGACCGCGAACGUGAACGCAGCGGCUCGCGAGAGAGAAGUCUCUCCCCGCGCUCUGACCGCCGCUCACACAACCUGCCCCCACGUCCUGCAAAGGUCACACUUGUCAAAUCCCGCAAAAAUGAAGCAGAAUAUGGCCUGCGCCUGGCCAGCCACAUCUUUGUCAAGGACAUUUCCCCUGAGAGCCUGGCAGCCAGGGACGGCAACAUCCAGGAAGGAGAUGUCGUUCUGAAGGUGAGGAAGAGGGAGACAAGAAGCCUAAUCAAUGGCACAGUGACAGAGAACCUCUCCUUGAUAGAUGCCAAGAAGCUCAUAGAAAGGUCAAAGGGCAAGCUAAAAAUGGUUGUUCAGAGGGAUGACAGGGCGACCCUGCUAAACAUCCCUGAUCUCGAUGACAGCAUUCCUUCAGCCAACGCCUCCGACAGAGACGACAUUUCAGAUAUCCAUUCUAUGGCAUCCGACCAAUCCAAUCGAUCACACGACAGACAUCGUAGCAGCCGGUCUCGCUCGCCAGACAGAAGAUCUGAACCCUCGGACCACUCCAGACACUCCCCCCCACAAAUCAGCAAUGGCAGCUGGAGAAUACCUCACAGAAGUCGUGAUGACGACCGCAUCUCGAAGCCGGCUUCAACGCCAGUCAAGCUACCAGAGGAGGUUCCUCUGCCCAAACCGAAGGAGUCGGCUAUUGCUAGAGAAGAGAAAACGCUCCCACCACUCCCAGAGCCCAAGCCGGUGUAUGCUCAGCCUGGACAGCCAGAUGUAGACCUGCCAGUCAGUCCCUCUGAUGCCCCCGUGCCAAGCGCUGCCCAUGAUGAUAGCAUCCUACGGCCAAGUAUGAAGCUGGUGAAGUUCAAGAAGGGGGAGAGUGUGGGGCUGCGCCUGGCUGGGGGGAAUGACGUGGGCAUCUUCGUAGCCGGAGUGCUUGAGGAUAGCCCAGCUGCUAAGGAGGGCCUGGAAGAGGGCGACCAAAUUCUCAGGGUAAAUAAUGUAGAUUUUGCAAACAUAAUCCGAGAGGAGGCGGUGCUGUUCCUUCUUGACCUUCCUAAGGGUGAAGAGGUCACCAUUCUGGCCCAGAAGAAGAAAGAUGUGUAUCGGCGGAUCGUGGAGUCGGAUGUUGGGGACUCCUUCUACAUUCGGACUCACUUUGAGUAUGAGAAGGAAUCUCCGUAUGGGUUAAGCUUUAACAAGGGUGAGGUGUUCCGUGUGGUGGACACCCUCUACAACGGGAAACUAGGCUCCUGGCUGGCUAUUCGCAUUGGCAAGAACCACCAAGAGGUGGAGAGGGGCAUCAUCCCCAACAAAAACAGAGCGGAACAGCUGUCCAGUGUGCAAUACACUCUCCCCAAAACAGCAGGAGGUGACAGGGCCGACUUCUGGAGGUUUCGUGGUCUUCGCAGCUCAAAGAGGAACCUGAGGAAGAGCAGAGAGGAUCUCUCUUCUCAGCCUGUCCAAACAAAGUUUCCGGCUUAUGAAAGAGUUGUACUGAGAGAGGCUGGUUUCCUGAGACCUGUGGUGAUAUUUGGGCCGAUUGCUGAUGUUGCUCGAGAAAAGCUCUCCAGAGAAGAGCCCGAUCUUUUUGAGCUAGCAAAGAGUGAACCAAGAGAUGCUGGAACAGACCAGCGUAGUUCAGGAAUCAUCCGUCUACACACCAUCAAGCAGAUCAUUGACAGAGACAAACAUGCUGUCCUGGACAUCACCCCGAAUGCUGUGGACAGGCUGAACUAUGCUCAGUGGUAUCCAAUUGUAGUCUUCCUAAAUCCUGAUACUAAGCAGGGUGUGAAGAACAUGAGGACCAGACUUUGUCCAGAGUCCAGGAAGAGUGCCAGGAAGCUCUACGAAAGAGCCAUCAAACUGAGGAAGAAUAAUCACCACCUGUUCACCACCACCAUCAACUUGAACAAUAUGAAUGACGGUUGGUAUGGAGCGCUGAAAGAAACAAUCCAGCAACAGCAGAACCAGUUGGUGUGGGUGUCAGAGGGCAAGGCGGAUGGCACGACAGAGGAUGACUUGGACAUCCACGACGACCGGCUGUCCUACCUGUCGGCGCCAGGUAGUGAAUACUCCAUGUAUAGCACGGACAGCCGCCACACUUCUGACUAUGAGGACACAGACACAGAGGGUGGAGCGUACACAGACCAGGAACUGGACGAGACUUUGAACGACGAGGUGGGUCUUCCCACGGAGCCCGCCAUCACCCGCUCUUCCGAGCCUGUGCGAGAAGACCCACCUGUGAUUCAGGACACCCCUGGUUACCCUGGAUAUCAGCAUCCUGUGCAGCCAGACCCAGCCAGUCGCAUAGACCCUGCUGGCUUCAAGAUGGCCGCUCAGCAACAGCAAGAUGAGGCUGCUCUGCCCAUGCCCUCGUUGCCUCCGACGGUGGUAGCGCCUCCUGCCGUUGAGCAGCCUGUACAUCUUGAGGGUAUGCACCUCGAGGAGCCGCCUGCUGCAGCCGCAGUUCCUCAGGCUGACUCACUUAGCAGCCCGAGCCCUGCCCCUGAGCUUAUUCAGCCCCCACCACCACCACCACAUGAACCCCACCCGUCUGGACCACCUGGUCCAGAACCAAAGAUGUACAAGAAAGAUCUGUACAAUAUGGAGGACCCUGUGCGAAUCAACCAUGGCCUGAAGCAGUCUUUGAGCUACAGUCACCAGCCGCCGUACCAGGACAAACAGCCAUACCGUGAAUAUGACCACCCGCCUUACGGAUACGAUGGAGGCGGCUACACAGAACCAAAGCCUCACAACACUGACUCACACCUGCACUACGACAACCGUGUGCCUCAUUACAACGAACAGUGGCCCCCCUAUGACCAGCAGACCUCAUCCUCCCAGCCCGCAGGGUACCAGCCGGGCCACCAGCAACCCAUGGGCUACAACCAACGAUCCCCCUAUGACGACGGACCAGGGAGGGACUACAGCCCCCCUCAGCCGCGCUACGAUGAGGCCCCACCACUGGGCUAUGAUGGCAGACGACGCCACAGUAAACCUGGGCCCAUUCGUUAUGAUGAACCCCCACCCCCACCCCCAGCUGGCUAUGAUGCCCGCUCUCCUUAUGAGGCAGAAUCUCACGGCUUUCCCAUUUAUUCACCUCGAUCGCCGGAGCCCCCAAAGCAGUAUUACAGUGACUCUGGUCUGAGGCCCACCUACAUUUCUGGGCCUCCAAACCGGAGUUUUAAGACAGGGAUGCAUGACACUAUGAUGAACUCUGAACCCACAAUCCCCCUCCCUAAACCAGAGACCCUGCAAUCUCCAGGUGAGCCAGCAAUCACUCCAGGCUCCAAACCCCUCCCUCCUCCACCGCGGGAAGACCUGGACGAGGACCCGGCCAUGAAACCGCAGUCGGUGCUGAACAGAGUCAAGAUGUUUGAGAAUAAACGGUCUGUCUCUAUGGACAGGGCUAAAGAAGGAGGAGAAUCAGCACUCAGGCCUGCAGAUGUUCCUAAACCUGUAAGUGCACCUGGCCCAGUCCUCAAAGCCAAUUCCCUCAGCAACCUGGAGCAAGAGAAAUCCACCUAUAGGGCCCCUGAGCCACAGAAGCCCCACUCUAAACCCCUGGAUGAUGUUGUGCGUUCCAACCACUAUGACCCAGAUGAGGAUGAGGAGUACUACAGGAAGCAGUUGUCCUACUUUGAUCGUCGUAGCUUUGACAGCAAGGCCAUGGGCCAACCCAGCCCUGGCAUGAACCGCUUCCACAAUCUGCCUAAACCAGCUCAACUAUCCUACCCAUACAACAGAGUUGAGUCUGUAGAGAAGGUUAGUCCAUCCUCCCAGUAUGGGCCCCCCACGUCUGCCAUCCCACCCAACACACUGCCCAAGCUCAGCCCCAAUGACGUGAACUCCAUACCCGAGCCGUUGAGUUCACCCAAUCCUAAACCCGAGCUCCCAGCACUCUGGCCGGCCAGCAGGGACGAACCGGCACCAGGUGGCUACCUGCCCCCGAGGGGCCUCCCCGACAAAUUCCCGGUCAACGGCACCGAUACGGCACCGCUAAAGACGCUGGGUGCUCCUGCUCCAACUAGCUAUAACCGCUACGUCCCCAAGCCGUACACAAGCUCGGCCCGGCCCUUUGAGCGCAAGUUUGAGAGCCCCAAGUUCAACCACAACCUGCUGCCCAACGACACACAGGUGAAGACGGACCUCCUCAGUAAGCCCACUGUGGUGAGCAACAGCGGUGGGAAGCCUCAGCUGUCCCCACAGCCCAUGGAUCACGACAGUGGCCUGGACACCUUCACACGCACUAUGGACAACAGGCCCAAAUACCAGCACAAUAACAUCAACGCCAUCCCCAAGGCCAUCCCUGUAAGCCCCAGCACGCUGGACGAUGACGAAGAGGAUGAAGGACACACAGUGGUGGCCACCGCCCGGGGGAUCUUCAACUGUAACGGAGGGGUCCUGAGCUCCAUCGAGACGGGUGUCAGCAUCAUCAUCCCGCAGGGUGCCAUCCCCGAGAGUGUGGAGCAGGAGAUUUACUUCAAGGUGUGCCGAGACAACAGCAUCCUGCCCCCCCUCGACAAGGAGAAAGGAGAAACGCUGCUUAGUCCGCUGGUGAUGUGUGGCCCCCAUGGACUCAAGUUCCUGAAGCCGGUGGAGCUGCGCUUACCUCACUGUGCGUCUAUGACCCCUGAUGGUUGGUCUUUUGCUCUAAAAUCCUCCGACUCCUCGUCGGGUGAUCCCAAAACCUGGCAGAACAAAUCUCUCCCCGGAGACCCAAACUACCUGGUGGGUGCAAACUGUGUGUCUGUGCUCAUUGACCACUUCUGAAGAGGGCAACAGCUGGCCUGUUACUGAAUGUGAUAAACAGGGGACCUCAGUUGCCCCUGCCGUACUCCCUCCACAUGGCGGGGUGCGCGAUGCUGGGUGAAGUAUGAACCUGAUACUCUCACGUUGUUUACUGUGCCCACAAUUUUAAAAAGAAAAAGAAAAACACACACACAAGGAGAGUCGGAGGAGUCCAGCAUCCCCAACGCUGUACUCUUGUUCUUUUCUUUCUUUUUUUCCGGUGCUUUCAAGGCUUGCAAAAAAUAAAGAUUAAACAUUUAAACAAAGGAACCGAAGUUGGAAUGCAUGACCAGUGCCACAGACUGAAUAAUAAUAAUAAUCCGUUUUGACAUUUUUAGCUAAUUUUGUAAAAGAUCAGAGCGGUGCAAGAAAAAAGCGAAUUUUGAAAACUCGUUUCAUCUUGCAAAUGGGAUUUUUGCGUACUGUAAAAAUAAAAAAUAAAAAUAAUAAACACUCACAAACAGCAAAGUUGGUAUAUGCAAAACUUUUGUUUGUGAGUUCUGUGGUCAUGCGUUUCACUCAUGAAGGAUCUCUGAGGACUUGAGAAAUGCUGAGCCCGACUCAUGAAGGAAGACGUAGACAUCGCAAAGAUGAAAAAAAUUAAUGGAGUAGUAUCAGACGCCCGUUUGUUCUACCGGGGCUCUUUCUGUUUAAAACUGAUGUUUUGUAGCAAUGUUUUACCGUAGAUAAAUAUACUGACUUGAUUUUACAAACUCCUGCUGUCUAGAGAUCUAUGCAUGUGCUAUGACUCAGGUCCAGAAGCCUGCUACUACUAAGUUCAACACAUGAAAAUCCCAUCGUACACUGCAAGCAGUGAUGCCUUAUCUGCAUAUUAACUUUUCAGUAAAACUUUAAAACAUCGGAUCCUUCAGUUAUAGCGAUCACUACGAUAGAAAACUACUCUGCAUUUUCUCAUGAACAGUGAACUUGGAUUUAGCACACGAGAAUAAUUGAGGCUGAUGAAAAGGUAUGCUUUCUUUUACUGCUAUGCAUAUGAAGUCUGAGGAAAUACAAAAAGCUAGAAGAUGUUUAAAUUGUGGCUGUACAUAUUGCUAGUAUAUGGCCUUGGUUCUCUGUAAAUGAACUUUUGUACAUCUUUGUUAUUUUGUAUAAAAGAGAAAACGUUUGUUUAAAAAGAGAAAGCAGUUACAUUGGUUAUGUUUGUAUUCUGGUUAUACCCCUGAGCCUUGGAACUGACAUAAGCAGUAAUAAGUCUGACUUUUCUACCAACAUCUACACACACUACUUAAGGCAUUUUUAACAGUCAGAAAACUUUUUAUUCUUAUUUACAAAAAUAGAGAAGUGCUUGGUUUAAAUGAUUUUAAAAGAUGUACUUGAGGGGGUCUGCUGUGAAGAGUGGUCCCUUCCUUUAUUUGUGAUACUGGAUGCUGUAUUGUGUGCCCUGAAAUGUAUUUUUGUACUAAUAGACAAUUUAUUAUGGCACAUCAGUACUAUUUUCUUUUGAUAUAACACUGCUUAAACCCAACACUAGUUUAUUUCCACGUGUGGCUGACAUUCGUUUAAUUUAUUUUGAUUUUUCUUGAGUUCAACUUAUUUUUUUUCCUUUGCGACACAUUUCUAAGUAUACCACUGUAUUAAUAAAUAUUCAUUUUUAAAGUAA
Molecule: messenger RNA, 7644 nt
Organism: Etheostoma cragini (Arkansas darter)
Lineage: Eukaryota; Metazoa; Chordata; Actinopteri; Perciformes; Percidae
Gene: tjp1b
Product: tight junction protein 1b
Exons: 31
Coding region: 81-6005 (1974 amino acids)
Biological process (GO): positive regulation of blood-brain barrier permeability; cell-cell adhesion; protein localization to cell-cell junction
Cellular component (GO): bicellular tight junction; plasma membrane
Molecular function (GO): cell adhesion molecule binding
Source: RefSeq, a predicted model, not a curated record